AAUGAGGCCUGAUCACGUGACGUCAGAUUUCGCUAGAGCGGUUUGAAUGUUCUUGAUAAGAAACUCAAAAUAAACUUCCUUCCCAAUAUUCCUUCCUGGCUUUAUUGACAGAAUAAGGAAUAAACGAACAAUAUCCUUUGCAGAUGGUUCAUUGAUAAGAUAAAGCACCAUGGCUGAAGAUCGGGAAAUUCUGAAGGAGAUCUGGGAGGGAAAACUACCAGUUUGCUUCAACCUGUCAAUGGAUGAAUUAUACACAAUGGACCAACCUGAACCUUAUUAUAUACUUGCACCAAGACAGACCUACUUUCCUCUAAUAACGGAUAAAGUACAGCGUCACUUUAUAAAACACAUUGAACCAGGGAUACAAGAACAAAGCACUGAAAUAUGGCUGGAGUAUGAAGGCAAACCACUAAAAUGGCACUACCCAAUUGGUGUAUUAUUUGAUAUGUUUAACACAGACACCCUGCUGCCAUGGAAUAUAACUGUACAUUUUCAGAAUUUUCCUGAGGAGGAGAUAUUACAUUGCCCUAGCAAAUCAGCGGUAGAGUCCCACUUUAUGUCUACAGUUAAGGAGGCUGAUGCCCUCAAACACAAGUCCCAAGUCAUCAAUAACCUACAGAAGAAAGACCAUAGACAACUCUGGACUGGCCUACAGAAUGAUCGUUUUGACCUGUUCUGGGGCAUUAAUAAGAAGUUGAUGGAAGGAAGCAAUGAUGACACAUUCAAGUAUGUCCCAUAUAGGAUUCACCGUCAGGAUAAGGUGUACUUACAAAAGCUUGUGAAACCCAUGAAAGAUACGGGUCAACAUAUGACCUUGCAUGACCUUCUUAUACAGUUAGAUAUAGCUAGUCAUGAUGAAGAAGCGAAACAGAGGGUUUUGGUACAAGGUAUUACUCCUCCUAUGGAAACAACCUUACUGUGGUUGAGUGAACAUUUUAGUUACCCUGACAAUUUUCUACAUAUCUGCCUUGUGGACAAAUGAUUCAGAAAAUAUGGAUUUCCAGAAUAGU
This is a messenger RNA of Owenia fusiformis, 1010 nucleotides long. NCBI's taxonomy places the organism in Eukaryota, Metazoa, Annelida, Polychaeta, Sabellida, Oweniidae. The record is from the annotation of a GenBank genome assembly.